GAUGAUUCGACAUUCGAAAUUCGAAAAUCUAGUAACUUGUUGGGCCGCGUGUGGCAGCAGUGGCUCUUGGCCAGCCUGUUUCGGUGAACAGCAGGGAGAGCUAGUGGUGGGAUCGAGAAUGACAAAGAUGGCAGCAACCAGCGAGGAGCGGAGCGCUAUGGAGCCUUCAGGUACGAAUUCAGGGCAAAGUCAGCCAACCGAUCGUUUGAAGAUGCUCUACCCGAUGGUGAACGAAGAAGAAACGCCAUUGCCGCGAUCCUGGAGUCCAAAGGAUAAAUUCAACUACAUAGGCCUGUCGCAAAACAACCUCCGUGUCCAUUACAAAGGUUAUGGAAAAACACAUAAAGAUGCAGCAAGCGUCCGCACAAUGCAUUCAAUACCGGCAGCAUGUGGCUUAUAUUAUUUUGAAGUAAAAAUAGUGAGCAAAGGUCGGGACGGUUACAUGGGAAUUGGUCUGUCUGCUCACGGCGUAAAUGUAAACAGACUUCCUGGAUGGGAUAAAAAUUCUUACGGUUACCACGGUGACGACGGGCACAGUUUUUGUUCAUCCGGAACGGGUCAGCCUUAUGGUCCGACAUUUACAACAGGAGACGUUAUUGGUUGCGGAGUAAAUUUGGUGGAUAACACCGCUUUUUAUACAAAAAAUGGACAUCAUCUUGGAAUAGCGUUCACUGACCUUCCUCCAAACUUGUAUCCAACGGUCGGACUCCAAACACCAGGAGAGAUCGUCGAUGCAAAUUUUGGUCAGGCUCCUUUCGUAUUCGAUAUCGGUGACAUGAUCAAUGAGCUGCGUGUCAGAACGCGAUUGCAAAUAAUAGAUUAUCCAACGCCUGAUCAUGGCCAAGGACAAUGGCAGUCUGUCCUACAUAAAAUGGUAUCGACGUAUCUUGUUCAUCACGGAUAUUGCGCGACUGCCGAAGCCUUUGCCAAUAGCACUGGACAGGUCUUUGAAGAAGAGAUAAAUUCUAUUAAGAAUAGACAAAGAAUUCUAAAGUUGGUUUUAGCGGGACGAAUGGGUGAAGCUAUAGAGCUAACAAGCAGGUUAUACCCUGGUCUAUUAGAUCGAGAUCCAAACCUUAUGUUCGCCCUGAAGUGUCGUCAAUUUGUCGAAAUGGUAAAUGGUAGUGAUUCAGAGGUGUGCCAGACCGGCAGCAGCGAAAACCAAACUAGCGUUAUACAAUCGACCAAAGCAUAUAAUACAAAAUCAUCGACAAACGGUAGUGUAGAAGAAAUGAACUUAAAUAAUACUCUGAAUGGUGCUGGAGAUCAACAAAUCAUCAACGGGCAAAUCGAGGAUGACGUCGACAUGGAAGAAAACAGUGUAAAUGGCAUCAAUGGCGUUAAAACUGGGAAUGGGUAUCAAAAUGGCGACCUAAACACUAACGGACACAAGUGUGAAAACGGGGGCUUUGAAGAUAUGGAGGUAGACAACUCAAAUCAAAAUCAGCAACAAAAUGGCAAUAGUAGUAACAACGUCGACAAUCCGAGCAGUAAGAGUAACAAGAAAUUACUGUGCGGAGGUAACAAGCAGGCGGUCGAAAAGAUGUUGGAAUUCGGAAGGCAGCUGUACUCCCAGUCUAUACACCUAAGGCAACAGCACGGUAAAAAUGAUGCGAAUAAAAAAAUGCUCCAAGAUGCAUUUAGCUUGUUGGCAUAUUCGAACCCGUGGAGUUCGCCGGUUGGUUGGCAGUUGGAUUCCCAACAGAGAGAAACUGUCUGUGAUAGGCUGAACUCCGCGAUACUUGAGUCCAGUAAUCUACCACGACGACCCCCGCUCGAAGUUGCCGUCUCACAUGCCAGAGAAUUAGUUCGCUUAAUGUCGAGUGCGGGUCUCGGUGCCUGUGGUUUUGCAGUUGUGGAUAAUAUCGUUCAAUAUUGACGGUCCCUACCUCUGCUUCCACGGCCGCCUCUUCUGCCUGCUCGAGUGUGGGUGCGAAGGCGAAACGUGGAGCAGAUUGUUUUGUUAACUCAGCAACAUCGCGACAUCGCGUUCCUCUUCAGAUAGAGUAAUUCGAUAUAUCGUCGAUCUUGUUGUUAAGGGCUCGAUCUCACACUACAAACAACAACAAAAUGUUAUAUACAUA
Molecule: messenger RNA, 2084 nt
Organism: Diprion similis
Lineage: Eukaryota; Metazoa; Arthropoda; Insecta; Hymenoptera; Diprionidae
Gene: RanBPM
Product: ran-binding protein 9
Exons: 8
Coding region: 2-1879 (625 amino acids)
Biological process (GO): cell surface receptor signaling pathway; cytoskeleton organization
Cellular component (GO): cytoplasm
Molecular function (GO): protein binding
Source: RefSeq, a predicted model, not a curated record